This is a messenger RNA of Cuscuta epithymum, 2340 nucleotides long. Lineage: Eukaryota; Viridiplantae; Streptophyta; Magnoliopsida; Solanales; Convolvulaceae. The record is from the annotation of a GenBank genome assembly.
GUUGUCUCCCUUCGUUUAGGGUUUGAGCUUCUCCGAUUUGUCUCAUUCGACGAAGAGCGACAGUCCAAGUGUGUAGACAUCAUCAGGUUUGAGGUUGAGGCCAAGGGCUCUUCUUUUUUGGUCGAGCCGGGACGUUUAAGUAGAAACGGUUGGAGAACAUUGUCAAUCAGGUUUCUCCCUUCCGCCGUUGUGUGCGGUUAAUUUGAACCGAGGCCCGGCCUGGCCUGAACCAAGGUUCGAAAUUGUGAAUUGCGUAGUCGUGGCGUUUUUUUAAUAUUGCAUAUUGCGUAAGCCUCAUUGCGCAAUGAGGCAUAUAGCUGAGGCGUAAUAUAUACUCCCUCCGUCCCCUUUUAAAUGUCCCGGAAGAGGGUGACACGGGUUUUAAGAAAAGUGAGUUUGUGUGGUUGAUAUUAAUUGAUAAAGUAAGAAUAAAGUAAGAAUAAUUUUGAGCCACACAAACUUUACCAAAUAAGGUAUGAGACAAUUAAAUAAGGACAUCCCCAUAUGGUAAAACGGGACAUUUAAAAGGGGACGGAGGGAGUGUAUAUUAUAUAUAUAUAUAUAUAUAUAUAUAUAUAUAUAUAUAUAUAUAUAUAUAUAUAUAUAAACAUAAUAAAAAAUAAACAUAUUCAUCAAAAGUCAUCAAAUGUUAUAUUAAAACAAACCAUAAGAGGCCAAGCAAAGUAACAUGUUCAAACUUCAAAGUACCAUAGAAUACCAAAACAUUCUAAAUCAUUUAUCAAAACAAAAAUCUAAGAUAUGAAAAUUUAAAUUAAUUAUAUUGAUUGACUGAAAAUUUCAAUCAAUAACUACUGGUUUCAAAUAGGGAUCAUAAGAUCAAUUAUAAAAAUUUAAAAGUGGGCCGAGUGGGCCCAAAUAAUACCCUUACACCCUGACCUCUUAUUGCGUACGCCUCAGAGCGCCUUAUUGCGUAUCCAAUAUUGCGUACGCCUCAGUGCAAUAUUGCGUACGUCACACUCCCAGCGCCAUAUGCAAUGCCUUGUACGCCAUAGUCCAGAAAUUAGUUGAGGCGCGCCAUGAGGCGCAAUUGCAUUGCGCAAUUACAAACAAUGGCCUGAACCGGACCUGGGGGUUACCCGGGCCGGUUCCGGGCCUCCCCUUUCAUGAACCGAGGCCCGGCCGGGCCCGGGUCCGAACCGGCCUGAGUCCACCCCUACUCAAAAUAAAAGAGGAAGAGUAAUAUGGAGUAUUAGAUUAUUAGUCCAUACUCCAUAGUGUAUGAUCAAACCCAGAAUGGCCACCCCACAAUUACGUGAAACGGUGACACACAAUGUUCACAGACCAUAGUGUAUGAUCAAAAUAUACUCUCUUGUUGUAGCUAGGCACCUGUGAUCUGUGGUCUUCAAUAAAAGAGAAGGGAAAGCUGUAAAUAAGGAGAGUUCAUUGAGCACAACAAAUAGCCAUUCACCGUCUCAUGCAUUUCCACACAAAAGAGGGUUCUAUUACUCCUCUGCCUCCAAAUGAACAGCAAAGAGGUUUUCAAGUUUGCGGUCCAUGUCGUCCCCCAAUCAAUUGAAGCUGCCUUGGCAAAGACCUGUGCCGGUCUCACCCUCUCCGGUAUUGACUGGUUGCUUAUUCAUCAAGCAAAUCGAAGGAUCAUUGAUGCGGUAGUGUCUCGUAUGGACUCCACCCCCCCACCCCCCGUAAAAGUCAUCUCUGACCUGGAAAACUAUGGGAACGCGGAACACCAGUGCUGCUUCUAUUCAUUGGCAUUGCAUGAGGGCAUGAGGCUGUUCAGGCCAGAAAGAUUAAAGCUGGUGAUCAUGUGUUAUUGUCGCUGCUGCUGGCCUUACAGUAGUGCUGGACUCGGUUCGGGCCGGACCCGGUUCGGGCCUUGAACCGGCCGGGCCUCGGUUCACCAAAAGGAGGGCCCGGGCCCGAACCGGCAGGUGACCGGUUCCGGGCCGGUUCCGGGCCAGACCGGGCCGGUUCACCCGCCACAUUUUUUUUUUUUGAUUUUUUGGCUUCUCUUAUUUAACCCCCUACCCCUACCCCUCAACCCCAAACCACCCCAAACCACCUCAAAUGGCCCAAAAUACCUAAUCCAACCCAAAAAUUAAAAAAAUUUCAAAAAAAAAUUAAAAAAAAAUAUUCCGGCCCAGACCGGGCCCGAACCAGCCGGGCCGGUUCACCAAAUAGAGGGCCCGGGCCCGGAACCGGUAUUCACCGGGCCGGUUCGACCCGAACCGCCGGUGGACCGGGCCACCGGGCCAGGCCGGUUCCGGUUCGGGCCGCCCAGCCCGAGUCCAGCACUACCUUACAGGGGGUUCAGCCAUUAUCCGAUGGCACUGACUAUGUCAAGCUCAAGCACACGGCCAC